Parnassius mnemosyne (clouded apollo) is the source of this 1524-nucleotide messenger RNA. NCBI's taxonomy places the organism in Eukaryota, Metazoa, Arthropoda, Insecta, Lepidoptera, Papilionidae. The record is from the annotation of a GenBank genome assembly.
AUGAAGCUGUUCGUAGUUAUAAGCUUAUUUCUAGUGGGCUGUAGUGCCCUAACGACGAAACAGGAACGGCGAUUUCCUGAUGAUUUCCUCUUUGGGACAGCUACUGCAGCGUAUCAAAUAGAAGGAGGAUGGAACGCAGAUGAUAAAGGCGAAAGCAUUUGGGAUCGCAUGACUCACAGUAAUCCAACUGUAAUCAAGGACCUGAGCAAUGGUGACAUCACGUCGGACACUUACAACAACUACAAGCGCGACGUUGAGAUGAUGAGAGAACUUGGUCUGGACGCUUACCGUUUCUCUCUAUCCUGGUCCAGAAUAUUGCCCAAUGGCUUAGCCAACAAGGUCAGUGAAGCAGGCGUUGCGUUCUACAACAAUUAUAUCGAUGAAAUGCUAAAAUAUGGUAUCACUCCAAUGGUAACACUUUAUCAUUGGGAUCUACCCCAAAAACUUCAAGAUUUAGGUGGCUUUAUGAGCCCUCUGUUCCCGGAGUGGUACGAAGACUAUGCUAGAAUAGUGUUUGAGCUAUUUGGAGACAGAGUUAAGCAUUGGAUAACGUUUAACGAACCUAGAGAGAUCUGCUAUGAAGGAUACGAUUGGAUUUCAAAGGCCCCACAAGUAAACGCCACGGGCAUAGGCGUAUAUCGCUGUGCAAAGAACCUAGUCAUGGCACAUGCUAGAGCUUAUCACGCCUACAAAAAUGACUUUGCUCCAAGUCAAGGUGGAGUUUGUGGCAUUACAAUCAGCGUUAAUUGGUUCGGGCCAAAGACUGACUCAGAAGAAGACCAAUUUGCAGCUGAAUUAAAGAGACAAGGAGAGUGGGGCCUCUUCGCAGAGCCAAUAUUUUCAGAAGACGGUGGAUUUCCUAAGGAACUUUCAGAAAAAGUCGCCCAAAAAAGUAUUGAGCAAGGAUAUCCCAGAUCCCGCAUGCCUGAGUUUACUGAUGACGAGAAGGCCUUUGUAAAAGGUUCAGCUGACUUCUUCGGAGUGAAUCAUUAUUCAUCCUUUUUAAUUUCGGCAACGGAAGAUAAGGAGGAGUAUGUAGUACCUUCUUUAUAUGAUGAUGUAGAUGUUGGAAGCUAUGUUCCAGGUGAUUGGCCUACAGCUGCAUCCUCAUGGUUAAACAAAGCACCUGAUAGUAUCCUCAACGCACUUACCCAUCUCAAGAAUAAAUAUAACAGCCCCGUGAUUUACAUUACCGAGAACGGCUGGUCUACCUCUCCUGGUGAUGGACUCGUAGAUGACGACAGGAUAAGCUACUACCGAGCGUCACUUGAAAGUGCCCUAGAUGCUUUGGACGCCGGCGUGAACCUAAAAGGAUACAUGGCAUGGAGUCUAAUGGACAACUUCGAAUGGAUGGAAGGCUUCACAGAGCGUUUCGGUCUAUACCACGUGGACUUCGAGGACCCGGCACGCACGCGCACGCCCAGGAAAUCGGCCUUCGUGUACAAGCAGAUCAUAAAGACGCGAGUCAUCGACCACGAGUACGAGCCCAGCUCUAUGACCAUGACCAUCGACGAGGGUCACUAA